AUGGUCCUGGCCAUCGGUUCCCUGUUCUUGUUUAUGACUGGAUGCAUACUGUUCAGAUUUUCAUUGGACAGACUUAUGAGUGCGGUGGUGGAAGAUGGCUAUAGUUCACGGUGUGACCUAUGUGACACCGAGGUUGCACAUAGCAUGGCAGAACUCCUGCUCCGUGGAUUGGCCACAGCUUCAGUGGACAGCACCACGGGCGAUAUAUUCAAGAGCGCAUCUUCUGUAGUUGCUGCUGUGAAGACCGAGCUAGAAAAUUAUCUGCUUGUGAGAACUGAAUCGCUUAUUCAUGAGUUUGUGGAUGGAGCCCAGGAUCAUUCAUAUCAAUUGAUGAAAGCGUCCACCAGGCCGACCGAGUUCCUAUCAGACUUGAUUGAUGACUUCGUGGCUUCCAAAAGGAACUUGCUGAGCCAUGUGUCUGGGUUUUUGUCUAGUGAAAGCCGCUUGAACAAAAUUAAAGAUUUUAUGCAGAAGAUGGAGAUGGAGAAUGUGUGGACACUGGACGUAAGGCAGGCUACUGCAGAGACUAUUCUUGAAAGCAUAGACAUGAAGUGCAUUUUCCACUGUCCCGAAAAUUUUGCUGAGCAAGACAAGCUGGCUGACCAUAGAAGUCAGUGCAAAUUUAGAGUAGUGGACUGCAAAAAUGAUGGAUGCUCAAUUUCACUUUCUGCCAUUCAUAUCGAGGAGCAUGACUCCAUCUGUCCAUUUAAGGCCCUGCCAUGUGAGCAGCUGUGCGAGCAACAUGUUAUGCGUUGUGAGAUGGACAAACAUUGUGCAACAGUUUGCGCUAUGAAGCUUAUUAACUGUCCUUUCUACCAUGUUGGAUGUGAAACAGCCUUUCCACAAGGUAAUCUUGAGAAUCACUGUUCGAAGCUACUUCAAACGCAUCUGUUGUAUGUUCUCCAAGCAAGUACAAGACAAAAUGCUGCCGUUAAUGAUAUGAAUCAACGAUUACAACUCCUUGAGAAGGCUCAGUCACUUAACCAAAUCUCUGGGGCUUUAGAUGUUAGGUCCCUCACUCUGAUAAUAAAGGAGCAAGAAGCAAAGAUCAAGAAUCUUGAGAGUGGUAUCAAAGCACAAGAGGCAAAGGUGAAGAAGCUUGAGAACGAGUUUAGGUCAAGGAAUGCAUGA
This is a messenger RNA of Miscanthus lutarioriparius, 1131 nucleotides long. The record is from the annotation of a GenBank genome assembly. NCBI's taxonomy places the organism in Eukaryota, Viridiplantae, Streptophyta, Magnoliopsida, Poales, Poaceae.